Pisolithus orientalis is the source of this 1560-nucleotide messenger RNA. RefSeq lists its product as uncharacterized. The record is from RefSeq and is a predicted model, not a curated record. The transcript has 14 exons. The coding region runs from base 1 to 1560 and encodes 519 amino acids. Lineage: Eukaryota; Fungi; Basidiomycota; Agaricomycetes; Boletales; Pisolithaceae.
AUGUCAAUGUUUGCAUUGAUCACAACGGCAUCCCGCGGUUCCAGGCGAAGGAUGAUAGGGGGCCAAAUCUCCUUGCAGCAAGGACUCUGCGCCGAAGGGGAAGGUACUCCAUACGUGCCGGAAGCUCCUUGGACAAAGGAAAUUGCGUGGAAACCAGUAAUUCAUACAAAAGAAGGGGGGAAGCGAGAUUCAGAGCCAAAGGCCGACGAAGACGAAUCAUCCCUACGCGCAGCCGCGCUGUCAACAUUCAGCCGUCCGUUGGCCCCAAAAAAAACGCACGAAGGAGACGUCAUGAGAUGGGCCUCAUCCCAAUGGUGCUGCAGCCAGACCGAUAUGAGCGGUGCCAAGCUCAAUUCUGUAGGGCCGCAUUUUGCUUACUUUUUCCGAGCAGCUUGCUCAUUGGAUAUUGAGUGGUUGUACGCGGAGGAUAGGUGGAACGACAGUAAUUCCCACGCCAACGGGGACACUUGCUUGGCAACUCGCAGAGACUCGGAGCCUCUGAUCCCUUCUGAUAGUCUAUCUGGGCCAAGUUUGUCGCUCGUCUUGGCGUCAAAUCAAGCUGUGGUAUUAGCCGCAUCCAAGCCCUUCAGGGGGAGUUGCAGAGAGACACGGCUAUGUGGGCUGCAUUUUAAUGACGAUCACAGCAGACGGUUAACUGGCCUCGUUGCGAGCGUUCAGGACACUUAUGCAGUAAAGACCGUCGCCGAGUAUGGUCUAGUCGAAGCCGUCGUGCGCAAACUAAAAUCGGGCCCCAUGAUCGGGAACGUUCGGCCCCAGGGUCUUUACAGAGGCAGUGUCUCCCUAAAAAAACGCGGUACCAUUAUUUCGGAACUCGAACUUACGACCCCACACAAAGUCAUCGUGCCAUCAUAUAUCAUGAAAGACUCCAAAAGGCGCCAGGACAAGUCAUGGAGAUACGCGGCGUACUCCAUAAUCCAGAACUCUAUUCAGUGUGAAAGAGAAGAACAGAAGCCUGCCAAAACCCCGAAGAGGGAUCGCAUCGAGGUUCCCGUCCCCUACGUAUUUUCAGAACUCUCCUCCGCGCAUAGUCGAGGCUCCGCGUUAUUUUCCCUCGUCUCUCUGCACCCGGCAAUCGGAGGAGGGAUGUGUAAAUGCAAUUCUGCCUCGGCAAGAAAAAUUACGAGCGUCACGAUUUACCAUGAUUUGAACUUUAUCUUCAAACAAGAUGCUUGGAGUGUUGCCCGUUACAGUGAGGUCCUCGUGGACGCCACUUUUCUGCUCGUCGGAGAAGCUUCAACCAUGGACUUCACCCCAUUUUCCAUGACAAACUCCGUUCGGAAGAGCCCUCCGGGUGAUGAAAUGGACGUUCCGCUGCAGUACACGAUAUCGAGCAGUGACGUACUUACCUCGACGCCGAUGAUCGCUCCACGCCUACGAGGUGAAAAACGGGCACUUGGCCAAGAACCAGUUCAUACAUACACGCCGACGAUCGCUCUACCCCUACCCGAUGAAAAACGCGCACUUGGCCAUGGACCAGUACAUACAGUACAUUUGCUCAUAACGCAUAAAGUCGGACCAGCAGAAACUACCAUUAUUUGA